Messenger RNA from Choloepus didactylus (southern two-toed sloth), 4308 nucleotides. RefSeq names its product codanin 1 (gene CDAN1). Lineage: Eukaryota; Metazoa; Chordata; Mammalia; Pilosa; Megalonychidae. The transcript has 28 exons. Bases 50 to 3739 code for a protein of 1229 amino acids. Gene Ontology annotation, biological process: chromatin organization. Gene Ontology annotation, cellular component: nucleus. The record is from RefSeq and is a predicted model, not a curated record.
CCCGUGGCGCGCCCGCGCCUGCGCAAUUGUUCAAAGCGUUCCAACCGGGAUGGCGGCCGUUUUGGAGUCGCUGCUGCGAGCGGAGGUGUCGGUCGCAGCUGCCGUGCGGUGGAUCGCGCGCAACACCCAGAGUUCGGAGGAAGACCCGGAGCAGGCGGCCGCUCUGACCUCACUCCAGCCACUGCGGAAGGAAUUCGUGCCGUUCCUGCUGAAUUUCCUAAGGGAGCAGAGCAGCCGCGUCCUCCCACAGGGUCCCCCAACCCCCGCCAAGGCACCCGGCGCCUCGGCAGCCCUGCCAGGGAGGCCGGGGGCCCCGCCGCGGGGCGGCCGCGGGGCACGCAGCCAGCUCUUUCCUCCGACCGAGCCCUCGAGCUCCGCCGCCGCGGAAGGCUCCCUGGCUCGCCGCGGGGGCAGGCGGCGGGGCCCGGGGCCGGCCCGCGAGCGAGGAGGCCGCGGCCCCGGGGGGCCGGAGGAGGGGGUUGGAGGGGAGUGCCCGCCCUGGGCCGGGAGCCGGAAGCCUAGGGGCUCUGGCAGUCCCAGCAGCCCCAGCCUCGCGCUCUCUGAUCCACCAAACCUCAGCAACCUGGAGGAGUUCCCUCCCGUAGGCUCGGUUCUUCCCGGCCCAGCAGUCAGGACUAAGCCUUCACGAAGGAUCAACCCAACUCCGGUGAGCGAAGAGCGGUCACUUUCCAAGCCCAAGACCUGCUUUACCUCACCCCCAAUCAGCUGUAUCUCCAGUUCCCAGCCCUCAGCCCUGGACACUAGACCUUGGGGCCUUGGCCUUCCCCCAGGGUGCAGAAGUCUGCAGGAAGAGCGGGAGAUGCUCAGGAAGGAGCGCUCUAAGCAGCUGCAGCAGUCACCUACCCUGGCCUUCCCUACCCCAGAAUCAGGAUCUACUCUGCCCAGCUGGACAGGAAGCCUCACAGCUGAACCCGCUGACCCUGCCAAAGUGUCUUCCCGCCAGCGCCUGGAGCUGGUAGCCCUUGUCUAUUCCUCGUGCAUUGCUGAGAACCUGGUACCAAACCUCUUCGUGGAGCUCUUCUUCAUCCUUCAGCUCCUUACUGCCCGGAGGAUGGUGGCUGCCAAGGAUAAGGACCUUGAACCAAGCCCAGAUUCCCUAGAAAGCCCACUGUUCCAGAGUGUCCAUGAUUGUGUUUUCUUUGCAGUACAGGUUUUGGAGCAUCAGUUUCGGAUUCUUUCCUACCUGGACAAAGGGACCUUGAAACUGCUGGCUGAGAAUGAGCGGCUGCUGUGCUUCUCACCAGUUCUGCAGAGCCGCCUCCGAGCUGCCUACGAGAGCAGUGCUGCCAAGGUCCCUCUGUCGAUGCCACCCCCUGCUCAAGCUGUCUCCUUUCAGCCAGAAACUGACAAUCGUGCCAACUUCUCCAGUGAUCGAGCCUUUCACACUUUUAAAAAACAGAGGGAUGUGUUUUAUGAGGUGCUUCGAGAGUGGGAAGAUCACCAUGAGGAGCCCGGCUGGGAUUUUGAAAAGGGCUUGGGGAGCAGAAUCAGAGCCAUGAUGGGGCAGCUCUCAGCAGCCUGCAGCCAUAGCCACUUUGUUCGGCUUUUCCAAAAGCAACUUCUCCAGAUGUGUCAGAGCCCUUGUGGUGCUGGGGCCACUGUCUUGGGUGAGGCCCCAGAUGUUUUAAGUGUGCUUGGAGCUGACAAGCUGGGGCGGUUGCGGCGCCUACAGGAGCGACUUGUGGCCCCCCAGAGCAGUGGGGGGCCCUGUCCACCCCCCACCUUUCCAGGCUGUCAAGGCUUCUUCAAGGACUUCAUCUUGAGUGCCAGCAGCUUCCAGUUUAAUCAGCAUCUUAUAGAUAGUCUGAGCUUGAAGAUACGGGAGCUCAACAGCUUUGCCCUGCCUCAGCAUGAGCCCGGGGAUGAAGAUGGGGAGUCAGAUGUGGACUGGCAGGGUGAAAGGAGGCAAUUUGCUGUAGUGCUUCUCAGCCUGAGGCUUCUGGCUAAAUUCCUGGGCUUUGUGGCUUUCCUGCCAUACCGGGGGCCUGAACCACCUCCAACCCGUGAGCUCCAGGACUCCAUUUUGGCCCUCAGGAGCCAGGUCCCUCCAGUGUUGGAUGUGCGGGCCCUGCUGUGGCAGGGGCUGCGGGCUCGCCGGGCAGUGCUUACUGUGCCCUGGCUGGCGGAGUUCCUUUCCUUUGCUGACCACAUCGUUCCCCUGCUAGACUAUUACCGGAGCAUCUUCACUCUCCUGCUACAUCUGCAUCGGAGCUUGGUCUUAUCAAAGGAGAGUGAAGGAGAGAUGUGUUUUCUGAACAAGCUGUUGCUGCUUGCUGUCCUGGGCUGGCUUUUCCAGAUUCCCACAGUCCCUGGGGACUUGUUCUUUCUGGAAGAAGGUCAGCUGAGUGUCUUUAACAUGGACACAGUAGCCUCUGAGCAUGGAUUGGACAGCAUGCCUGUGGUGGAUCAGCAGCUGCUCUAUACCUGCUGCCCCUAUAUUGGAGAGCUCCGGAAACUGCUUGCUUCGUGGGUAUCAGGCAGCAGUGGGCGGAGUGGGGGUUUCGUGCGGAAAAUCACCCCCACCACAACCACUGGCCUAGGAGCCCAGCCUUCUCAGACAGCCCAGGGGAUACAGGCUCAGCUUGCCCAAGCCUUUUUCCACAACCAGCCGCCCUCCCUGCGCAGGACUGUGGAAUUUGUGGCGGAGAGAAUCGGAUCUAACUGUGUCAAACACAUCAAGGCCACACUGGUGGCAGAGCUGGUGCGGCAGGCAGAGACACUUCUCCAGGAGCAGCUGGUGAUGCAGGGACAGGAAGGGGGAGAGCCAGCCCAGCUGUUGGAGAGCUUGUGUUCCCAGCUGUACCCCCAAGGGGACCAGGCAUUGGCCCUGGGGCAGGAGUUCUGCCAGAAGAAGAGCCCUGAUGCUGUGCGGGCGCUGCUUCCAGAGGAGACUCCUGCAGCUGUUCUAAGCAGUGCGGAAAACAUUGCUGUGGGGCUUGCAACAGAGAAAGCCUGUACCUGGUUGUCAGCCAACAUCACAGCACUGAUCAGAAGAGAGGUGAAAGCAGCCGUGAGCCGCACACUUCGCACCCAGGGUCCGGAACUGGCUGCCCGGGGGGAGCGGAGGGGCUGCUCCCGAGCCUGUGAGCACCAUGCUCCCCUCCCCUCCCACCUCAUCUCCGAGAUAAAAGAUGUGCUCUCUCUGGCUGUGGGGCCCCGGGAUCCUGAGGAAGGAGUUCCCCCAGAGCACCUGGAGCGACUCCUACGCCAGUUGGGUCAGACACUGCAGUGCCGCCAGUUCCUGUGCCCACCUGCUGAGCAGCAUCUGGCAAAGUGCACUGUGGAGUUAGCUUCCCUCCUUGUUGCAGACCAAAUCCCUGUCCUCGGGCCCCCUGCACAGCACAGGCUGGAAAAAGGGCAGACUCGAAGGCUUCUCUACAUGCUGCUCUCCCUCUGGAAGGAAGACUUUCAGGUGCCAGUUCCGCUACAGCUGCUGCUGAGCCCGAGAAAUGUGGGGCUUCUGGCAGAUACUCGGCCAAGGGAGUGGGACCUGCUCCUGUUCUUGCUCCGGGAGCUGGUAGAGAGAAGUCUGAUGGGACAGAUGGAGAUAGAGGCUUGCCUGGGCAGCCUCCAUAAGGCCCAGUGGCCAGAGGAUUUCUCUGAAGAAUUAGCAACACUGUUCAACCUGUUCCUAGCCGAGUCCCACAUGCCCCAACCCCAGCUAAGAGCGUGCGAGCUGGUGCAGCCAAACCGGGGGACUCUGCUGGCCCAGAGCUAGGGCUGAGACGAGGCCCUGCCAUGGGUGUUUCACCAGAACCCUGGGUCCAUGCCAAGAGCCCAGUGCAACCGAAGUGCCCACUUCUGAUCCUUGCUGGUUGCCCUCUCCCUAAGGGUACAUUAGGAAGUAGCUGCAUCUGUCAUCAGACUUCCUGCUCAGAGGUGAAGGGGGUGUGUGGCUGCUUGGCAUCCUACCAACAACUGUAGGCCCCACCAGUGUCCCGCCAAAAAGGCCCAGAACUUCAGUCCUGGAGCAGAAGAGUUGGUGUUCGUGGCUUGGAUAUGAAAUGAAAUGAUGCUGCUAUCCCAGCAUGUCUUAAAGCUUUGUGGUUUGGGGAAAUCAUGGCAAGAGGCAAACAACCUCCUUAACUUACAAGGGAAAUUAAAACAUAAAUUUGGGAGUCUACAUUUUACCACCAGCUGGACUGCCGUCUCCUCAAAAGGCACAACAGAUAAGAUAGGACUCACUGGACUGCAGUCUGACUUUUUACCCCUGUAUCUCCUUCAAUCCAAGGACCAAGCACAGGGUGGAACAUUAGAGCUUUUUAAAAUAAACUUAUUUACCAAUGU